This is a messenger RNA of Haliotis rubra (blacklip abalone), 1152 nucleotides long. RefSeq lists its product as uncharacterized. The transcript has 3 exons. The record is from RefSeq and is a predicted model, not a curated record. The coding region runs from base 81 to 674 and encodes 197 amino acids. Lineage: Eukaryota; Metazoa; Mollusca; Gastropoda; Lepetellida; Haliotidae.
UUGUUGCAAUGUAGUUGCAUUUUCACUUUCAAUGAUAUCUUUACGCAAGAGAGCUUAUACCCUAUGUAGACAAUUCCGAAAUGCCACACUGGCGAGAAAAGUGCCACACGUACCAUCUUGGGACUGUAUGCACGACCCUGGGUUGUCUCGGGUAUCUCAUAACGUUUAGUGUACCCACGUGGAAACAGACUUACUUAUACCACACCGUCGACUCCCAACAGAGGAUGUACACCACGUCUGGCCUCUGGCUUCAGUGCGUCGGAUGGACAAGAUGCAAACCAUUCGUCACGGGGGACACUAUGUUUCAGAGUGUGAGGUUUGUGGCUAUCAUGGCGCUCACAUUCUCCAUCCUUACAGUCUACAUCAUCUUCCUACACAACUGUACAACAUACUCUAAACGACUGCAGUCAGAAAAUGCCGUCAUCUCCGUCUUCCCUAUUUUCCCAGGCCUUCUGUCAAUAGCAUCGUGUGUACUGUUUCUGGCAAGUCAAGGAACUGUCACGGCUUCGUGGGCCGUGUCUUUAACAUUUAUCAGUGGUGCGUUAUGCAUUGGCGGAGGAAUGAUCAUGUUUCUUGGUCUCCAUUUCGAUAGAUGCAGAGCUUCGAGAACUAUCAGCGUUAACCACGGUGUAAUUGAACUUCAUGUGAUGGCCCACCUGUCUGUAUCUGGCUAACAUUGGCACACAUGACCAGUACCUUGGUGACCUUAUUGGUCACAUUACAGUACCUUGGUGACUUGAUGUGGUGGCACACCUGUCAGAAACCAUGCGAUGUCAUUUGAGGGCUCACCUUACCGGACCUUGUGACGUCAUGUGGUAGCGCACCUGUCAGAAACCAUGCAAUGUCAUUUGAGGGCUCGACUUACCGGACCUUGUGACCUCAUGUGGUAGCGCACCUGUCAGAAAUCAUGCAAUGUCACGUACCUUGUGAUGUCACAUUUAUGAAUAUAUGUGUAAUUAUCGGUGAAAUCAUUUCAUUUUGCAACUAUAGAAUUAGACCCAUCGUAUGUUACAUUAAACAGAAGGAUAUGCCGAACGUUACAUAUAAAGAUAUCGAAUGAAGAUGUAUGUAUGUAUGUAUGUAUGUAUGUAUGUAUGUAUGUAUGUAUGUAUGUAUGUAUGUAUGUAUGUAUGUAUGUAUGUAUGUAUGUAU